GUUGUUGUACGAGAGAACUGCACUGGAAAAUGUCUGCUAAGCUUUUUGUGUCCUUUUUCUUUAAAAGUCUCAGUGAGAACAUGGUUAUCUUUGCACAUUGACGCAGGUUAUCUAUCUGUAAAUGUGUAAAUGCUUCAUAUUUCAAAGACAAAAGGCUGUAAGUCCGAAGCGGGAGGAAUUAUGAUAAUGUCGGUCUUCUCUACAUCACCAAUCCCAGGAAGUAAACUGUUGCCUACAAUCCAUGUGUUUGUUGUAGUCCAAUAAAAGAGGUUUACAUUGGAGACGAUAACUCAUAUCAUCGUUUACUUUGAGGUGUUGCUAUCAGUCCUUUAAAAUGGCAACAUAUCUGGCCUUAGUCACUGUUCUUAUCCAGCUUCUACUUGAUAAGGUGACAAGUGACAACAUCGACUUUUACAAUCUCAGUCCUGCCGUAGAAGGAACCCCUUACCCCAAUAGUUUCAAGUGCUUCACAUGUAAACAAGCCACAGACAACUACAGCUGUAAUCGCUGGGCAGAGGAUGUGUGGUGCCCUCAGAAUACCCAGUAUUGUAUGACAAUACAUCACUUUAACCACUAUGGGAAAACAAAAUCUGUCACCAAAAGAUGUGCAGUACAUGAAGAAUGCCGAUCAUCAGGCUGUAAACAUCAUAAAAAUCCACAUCACAUGGAGUGUGUGUCUUGCUGUGAAGGAAUGGUUUGUAACGUAGAGUUGCCUACCAAUCACACUAAUGCAGUGUUUGCUCAGAGACGAACCCACAGCUCAGCAGCAUCAACUUUCAGGACUUGGAAUUCUGUUUUCCUUCUCAUCACAGCUUUGACUGGACUAUUACCAUUGUGAUCCUUAAUCAAAACAACCUGGUUAAUAGCACUACAAAUGAAUGACUCAUCACCACGGAGACAGCAUCCACACUGGUGCUGACUGAUGAAUGUUUUUAUGACAUCAUACCCAACAGUUGUUCAGCAUCCAAAGGAAAUGAAAAAAUGUGAUGUGGGCUCGGUUAGGAGAGCUGCAUCCUGCAUUGUCCGGUCAGAUCCGAAUGAACAAGAUCUGUUAAUGCAUUUCAAGUGCAGCUUGUGCUUACUAAUGAUGCUCUUGACAGGACAGGAAAACAGACGUAGUGUUAAGCAGAAAAGCCAGUGGAUGUUAAUAGUGAUGCCUCACUGGAUUUGUAUUGACCAAACUUAGGCAGUAACUGAGCAAUGAGAGUCUCUAUGCAUGGAGGACGGACUCGCUCAAUGGCUCUGAUCCCAGAUUCUGUCAAACAACCCAAGCACAGCAAAAAGAGGAUGAGGAACGUAUUGUUCCUUCUAAACAAUGUGGAAAGACUUAAAGAGAUGUUGAUCGCAGAGAUAUAUCACUUCUUUAAAAGCAUGGGCCAGGAUAAAAUCACAGAUAAGCACUAAUGAAUGAAUUAAGUAUUUAUGAUAUAGGCCAUUGUUGUUUGCCUAUAGCCACUGAGUUUAUUCCUUGGCAUUUUAUUUUCCCAAAGAAAUAAUAAAAUACAAAUUGAACAUCUGAAUUCAAGAACAAAAUGAAAUAUAAUUUAAAUAUGCCUAUAAAAGAAUGCCUAUAAACGUUAUUAAUAAAAAAAAAAACUUAAACUGCAGAUGUGUUUGUUGCUUAGAUAAACUUGACAGUCAGGUUGACCCCUUCGCAUGCUGGAUUGAUGUGAGUUGAUAUGACAAAUAGUCUUGUUUACCUUCACUGGUUGUAGCUCUGAGGCUUGUCAGAGAUUGUAAAUGAUUCCUCAUCUCUUUAAUCUAUAACAUACCGCUGUGCUUUUCGUGUGUGACCAGCGGGGCUCUCUGCACAUAACAUAAAGCUUUUUAAAAACUUCUCUCCUUGCUGAUCUGAAAACAGUUUUGUGUUUUUAUAUGAGACAGUCUGGGUUUGAAUUAAGAGAAAGGAGCUGAACCAUGAUCAGUACAAAAGAGCAACUCCACCCCCAGAGCCCAGAGCACAAUGAACAGAUUCCCAAGAGGAUCCCGGUGUGGGACACAAAGCCAUUGACCAUUUAUAUUAUUGCUGUCUGGAAUAAUGAGGGAAUUCCAGACUGAACAUGACAUAUUACUUCAAUAUUUUUGUCUUGGGUAUGUGUUUCUUUAGCUUCUUCGCCUAGGAAGACAAAAUGUGUGCUCUGUGUAUUGCUUUAAAUCGAAUCACAGGUUUAACAGGUUUGUGUGAGAGUAAGGUGCAGAGGAAGCGGGCAAUAGAUGUCGAAAUGCAAUUUAAUGCACCAUUUGGGGCGGUUUCCCGGACAGGGCUUAAGAUGGUCCUAGACUAAAAUGCUUUUUUGAGAUUUUUGUCUUAACUUAAAACAGUUUGCACAUAUUUUAAAAUAUAUCAGUACCAUUGUUUUGUUUCAAGAUUCACACACGUGUUUUUGUAAGGUUUAUUUAAACAACUUUUUAACCUUUUAAAAUCUAAACCGGGUCCGGGAACCACCCCUAUAAGUUACAUUUACUUACUGUAUAUGUGUUAGCAAUUUUGGUUAUGCAGGCUUUUUGAACCUAAAACUGCUCAUGUUAAAAAACAUACACUUUAGACAUAUAUUGUACAUUAUAUCAAUACGGCAAUAUUGUUAUUUAUUUAUUGAUUACCUUUUGUGUUUUUUUCCUGUCUUAGGAAAUAUUCUUAAAAAAAAAGAAGAAUGUGAUCAAGUCUGAAAAAUCCAGACUAAAGUUUCUUAAUCUAAUUUUGAAAUUAAGAGCAUCAAUGUAGUAAUAGCAUUAAACAUUGAGAUCAAUCUUUGGCCUUACUCAGUAAAUAUUAAAGAUAUCAUGCUUAUAUUUUCACAUAAUGUUCUUAUAUGGAUGAAUUUAUGUAGAAAACAGUAAAUCACAAAAAAUUGACUUAAGCUGGGUUCUCACAUACUAUCUUAGUAUAAAAACCAUAGGAAAUCUUCAUUCAAACACAUGUUACUGUAUAUUUUGUGUGUUUCUUCUUAGAUUAUUGUUUAGGUUGCCAUAGGGAGAACUGAUUAUAACAAAUCUUUACAACAUAACGGUCUGUUUGUGUGUGUCCUGCUCUGCUCACUGUCUCGCCGUGUGUGCUGUUUGCACUGGCUGCUGUCUCUCUUUGUUCUCGUUUUAUUAGGCGUGGAGUUGGAGUCUGUCACUUCCAGCCUUUGGAGAGUCAUUUAUCUCCCAUUGAGGAAAACAGUAUCAAUGUGGCAGCCCUCAUACAACUCCUGCAUCCU
Paramisgurnus dabryanus is the source of this 3200-nucleotide messenger RNA. It is a transcript of the gene lypd6b, whose product is annotated as LY6/PLAUR domain containing 6B. Gene Ontology annotation, molecular function: acetylcholine receptor regulator activity. Lineage: Eukaryota; Metazoa; Chordata; Actinopteri; Cypriniformes; Cobitidae. The record is from RefSeq and is a predicted model, not a curated record.